Molecule: messenger RNA, 261 nt
Organism: Paraglomus brasilianum
Lineage: Eukaryota; Fungi; Glomeromycota; Glomeromycetes; Paraglomerales; Paraglomeraceae
Source: the annotation of a GenBank genome assembly
CAGGACUUUAGUUCUGUUUACGAUAAUUUCGAGAAUGGGAUCGAGAGAGAUACACAUGGGUCAAUCGUAGAAACGAUUCCUCAUCAAGACUUGAACGAUGCGCAAGAUUUGAAAACCCCCCUCCAGAUCCGACUUACCAAGCCGAAAAAAAGUCAAAACGAGAUGCCAGAAAAGGUUAGUGAUAAGAGACGAGGAAACAUCAAUUUGACGCGUGUUCGACUAGGGUUGAAGGCCGAGGAUCCAAUACCCGACGAAUUGUAG